Molecule: messenger RNA, 1527 nt
Organism: Kuraishia capsulata CBS 1993
Lineage: Eukaryota; Fungi; Ascomycota; Pichiomycetes; Pichiales; Pichiaceae
Exons: 1
Coding region: 1-1527 (508 amino acids)
Cellular component (GO): mitochondrion
Molecular function (GO): manganese ion binding; metalloaminopeptidase activity
Source: RefSeq, a predicted model, not a curated record
AUGUCGAGAAUCUCUGGCUUGAAAUGCCUAUUUGCUAGUCGACUGACACCGCGGAGAAAUUUCGCGACUGCGCGAUUGGCAUUUGCCGAACAGUCACCUUUCACAGCGGGUCAACCGUUGCACGAAACUCGUCCUCAUACGAUAAGCCCAGGAGAACUAACACCUGGAAUUUCUGCACUUGAGUAUUUCCAGAGAAGAAUUUGUGUUUCGUCCAGCAUGACUACGGGCAGUGUUGCCAUCAUACCAGGUGAACAGAUCAAGUACGCAUCAGGAAGCGUGUUUUUUCCUUUCCAACAAGACAAUGAUUUUUAUUACUUAACAGGAUGGAACGAACCAAACUCCGUUGCCAUAAUUGAAAAGCCAACUGCUAAUCCAGAUGACGUGGUUUUUCAUCUGGUAGUACCACCUAAAGAUCCUGCUGCAGAACAAUGGGAGGGCCAUAGGACUGGGCCGGAUGGUGCAGUUGAGAUUUUCAACGCGGAUGUGUCAGAAAGUUCCAAGGUAUUGGACAAGCACAUUCAGAAGGUCCUUCAGAAAUACAGAACUGUUUACUAUGACUUCCAGGACCACAAAUCAUCGUCAUUAUCAUCAGUCGUGAACUCGUUUUUCAAGAAGCAAGUUCAAACAGAGAACUCACGCACUAUAGAAAGUCUUCUGAAACAGGGCAAUAAGUCGGUACGUUCCUUAAGAUCUAUUGUGAGCAAUCUGAGGGCUGUGAAAUCUGAAGCCGAACUUAGCAUCAUGAGGCUGGCUGGUAAGAUAUCUGGAAGAGCUUACAACGCUGCUUAUGCCAGGAGAUUCAAGACAGAGAAAGCUCUUUGUGCAUUCCUGGAAUAUCGCUUUAUAAGUGGAGGGUGCGACAAAUCUGCAUAUGUUCCCGUUGUGGCUGGGGGCGCGAAUUCCCUGUGCAUCCAUUAUACCAGGAAUGACGACUUGCUGCGUGACGGGGAGCUGGUUCUCGUUGAUGCUGGAGGAUCCCUCGGAGGUUAUGCGGCCGACAUCUCGAGAACAUGGCCCGUUUCGGGAAAGUUCACAGACCCUCAAAAGGAUUUGUAUGAGGCUGUGUUGAGCGUGAACAAGCAUUGCAUAAAGCUGUGCACGGAAAGUGCCGGCGUCUCCAUACAGGAUCUGCAUUACGAGAGCGUGAGGGUAUUGACGAGGGAGUUGAGAAAUUGUGGGUUUGCCCAGAUCCAGGACUGGGAGACAUCCAGACUGUAUCCUCAUUACAUCGGCCACAAUCUUGGUCUGGACGUUCAUGACGUGCCAAGUUACCCACGUUCAGGGAAGUUCAAGAGCGGCCAGGUAGUUACCGUUGAACCUGGUGUGUACGUUCCGGAUAACAGCAAAUGGCCCAAGCAUUUCAGAAACAUUGGAAUUAGAAUUGAGGACGACGUGGCAGUUGGGAAAAACACCUACACCGUGCUGACUUCAGAAGCAGCAAAGGAGGUGGUUGAUAUCGAGGCGAUAGCGCAGAAUGGUGUGACCACGCCAUUGGAAGAAGAGGUCGUUGAUAUUUGGUCAUUAUGA